CAUGCUCUGUUGGACUCCAACGAUUGACAUUUGAAGUAGGCUGCAGUAUACAGAAUUAAAUUUUAUGGAUAAGUUCUCAUCACUUUCAACAAAGUUCGAGGAAAUAAGAGACUUCACGAGGGUGGAACGAAUAGGUGCUCACUCACACAUACGCGGACUGGGUUUAAAUGACCUUCUGGAGCCGAAAGAAGUUUCUCAAGGGAUGGUCGGACAACUUCAAGCCCGCAAGGCUGCUGGUAUUAUUGUACAGAUGAUUAGGGAAGGACGAAUAGCGGGUAGAGCUGUGCUUAUUGCCGGUCAACCUGGAACAGGUAAAACUGCGCUAGCAAUGGGAAUGGCACAAGCUCUUGGCUCGGAAACUCCUUUUACGAAGAUAGCUGGAAGUGAACUGUUUUCGCUUGAACUUUCGAAAACAGAAGCACUCAACCAGGCUUUUCGUCGAAGUAUUGGAGUUCGAAUGAAAGAGGAGGUAGAAAUUAUUGAAGGAGAAGUUGUGGAGAUUCAAGUAGAUCGCCAAGUAGGUUCAGGUCCUAUGACGGGAAAGAAAAGUGGGAAGAUCAUUUUGAAAACUACAGACAUGGAAACAGUGUAUGAACUCGGAAACAAAAUGAUCGAUUCACUUGCUCGUGAAAAUGUGUCAGCAGGUGAUGUUAUUUCUAUCGAUAAGUCAACGGGAAAGGUGACAAAGUUAGGCCAUUCUUUUUCGAAAAGUCGAGACUACGAUGCUAUGGGUUCGGCGACCCGUAUUGUACAAUGUCCAGAGGGAGAGAUUCAAAGAAUGAAGGAAGUUGUGCAUCAAGUGACGUUGCAUGAGAUAGAUGUUAUUAACUCUCGUCAACAAGGAUUUCUUGCUCUAUUUUCUGGUGAUACUGGUGAGAUCAAAAACGAAAUACGCGAACAAAUAGAUGAGAGAAUUACAGAUUGGAUUGAGCAGGGUAAAGCCGAACUAGUUCCCGGGGUAUUGUUUAUUGAUGAAGUACAUAUGCUGGAUAUUGAGUGCUUCGCAUUUCUUAGCCGAGCGCUAGAAUCAGAAAUGGCACCUGUUUUAGUCAUGGCUACUAACAGAGGUUUUACUCGUAUCAGAGGCACUAAUUAUCGAGCGCCACAUGGCAUUCCUAUCGACCUUUUGGAUCGGCUCCUUAUCAUUGCUACAAAGCCCUAUUCGGAGAAAGAAUUGAAGCAGAUCAUCCAAAUAAGGUGUGAGGAAGAAGACGUUAAUUUGACAGAUGACGCUCUUAGUUUGCUGACUACCAUUGGUAUGGAAACCUCUCUCCGAUAUGCAAUGUAUACUAUUACAUCUGCUGCACUGAUAUGUGCAAAACGAAGAUCAACGCAGGUCGAAACCGAAGAUGUCAAGAAGUCGUAUUCUUUGUUUGUCGAUGCAAAACGCUCGACUCAGUUUCUUCAUGAAUAUCAGAGGGAGUAUUUAUUUAAUGAAGUUGAUGAUGAGGAAGUCGGUAUGGGACGGAGAUCUUCUACAUCAAAGUCGCCCUUGGAUCCAAGCAAAGAAGAGUUUCAUAGCGUUUCAGAGUUGCCAACAAGCAUGGAUAUGUCCAAUUGACAAUACAUAUGCGUUAUUGGAGAAUAAACGUUUUUGCUCAAAC
This is a messenger RNA of Galdieria sulphuraria, 1604 nucleotides long. RefSeq names its product RuvB-like protein. The record is from RefSeq and is a predicted model, not a curated record. Gene Ontology annotation, molecular function: ATP binding; ATP hydrolysis activity; DNA helicase activity. Lineage: Eukaryota; Rhodophyta; Bangiophyceae; Galdieriales; Galdieriaceae. Gene Ontology annotation, cellular component: Swr1 complex; NuA4 histone acetyltransferase complex; R2TP complex. Gene Ontology annotation, biological process: regulation of transcription by RNA polymerase II; box C/D snoRNP assembly; chromatin remodeling. The transcript has a single exon. Bases 65 to 1561 code for a protein of 498 amino acids.